Messenger RNA from Aedes aegypti (yellow fever mosquito), 1510 nucleotides. Its product is annotated as pyruvate dehydrogenase E1 component subunit alpha, mitochondrial. NCBI's taxonomy places the organism in Eukaryota, Metazoa, Arthropoda, Insecta, Diptera, Culicidae. The coding region runs from base 164 to 1336 and encodes 390 amino acids. The record is from RefSeq and is a predicted model, not a curated record. The transcript is spliced from 6 exons. Gene Ontology annotation, cellular component: intracellular membrane-bounded organelle. Gene Ontology annotation, biological process: pyruvate decarboxylation to acetyl-CoA. Gene Ontology annotation, molecular function: pyruvate dehydrogenase (acetyl-transferring) activity.
CCUGGUGCAUCUCUCGUGUAGUGUUUGACAUGCACUGAGUGCUACCAGUUUCCUACUUGCUUGCAGUUGCACCACAAAGGCAGGCUUAUCUGGCGCAUCUUCCAUCAGAAAGUUCUCAAUUAUCGUUUAUUGCAUCGUAAUAACGAAAAAGGUGUUCUUCAAGAUGUUACGCUCGUUUGUGGCGGAAAUACCAGUUCUGUUUCGGAAGGCACCAUUGAAAAGUGCGAAAAAUUAUGCAACGGAGGCGAAAUUCGAAACCAAGCCUUUCAAACUACACAACCUAAAAACUGGACCAGCUACUCAAAAGACUGUUACUAGGGAUGAAGCUCUUGCGUACUACUCUGCCAUGCAAAAAAUCCGAAGGCUGGAAACCUCGGCCGGUAAUUUGUACAAGGAGAAGAUUGUCCGCGGCUUCUGUCACCUGUAUUCGGGACAGGAAGCAUGUGCUGUGGGAAUGAAUGCGGCAAUGCGACCCCAGGAUAACAUCAUUUCCGCCUAUCGCGUUCACGGUUGGACGCAUCUGAUGGGGGUGGACGUCAAAGGAGUACUGUCGGAGCUUACCGGGAAACAGGGUGGGUGUGCCCGCGGAAAAGGUGGUUCCAUGCAUAUGUAUGCUCCCAACUUCUACGGCGGAAAUGGUAUCGUUGGUGCCCAGGUUCCACUUGGCGCCGGUGUUGCGUUGGCUUGCAAGUACAAAGGUAACAAUGGCGUUUGUCUGUCGUUGUACGGAGAUGGCGCUUCCAAUCAAGGGCAGGUGUUCGAAGCUUACAACAUGGCGUAUCUGUGGAAUCUCCCUUGCAUUUUUGUAUGCGAAAAUAAUGGAUAUGGAAUGGGUACCAGCGCCGAUCGUUCAUCAUGCAACACUAAUUACUAUCAACGAGGAGACGUUCUGCCGGGACUUUGGGUAGAUGGUAUGGAUGUUGUUGCAGUCAAGUUGGCUACUGACUUUGCUAUUGACUAUGUUCUUAAAAAUGGACCAUUGGUUAUGGAAGUAUACACCUAUAGAUACUCUGGCCACUCAAUGUCAGAUCCCGGAACAAGCUACAGAACACGUGAUGAAGUCCAAGAAGUUCGACAAACCAGAGAUCCCAUCUCCUCUUUUAAGGAUAAGAUAAUCAAUGCAGGGCUGGUAACUGCUGAUGAACUCAAGAAAAUCGAUGCAGACAUCAAAAAGGAGGUCGAUGAGGCAACUGCUGCGGCUAAAGCAGAUACAGAAAUAGGUUUGCCAGAACUGAGUACCGAUGUUUACUCGAAUAAUUUGGAAGGAUAUAUCAGAGGAGCGAACCCCAGCUCUUGGUUGAAACAUAGCACACUGAACAAGGCUGUUAAUAUGUAAUCCAGCGUGCCAUGACUAAAUAGAAAUUAAUUAUUUAAAAAUUUGAUUUGGAGCUGAUACACAAAAAUCCGACCAAUAAGAAAUGUCUGUUCUUUUGGAUCGUAAUAUUUAGAAACGAUAGAGAUUGACAGAAUUUCUCAGAAGCUUAAAUAAAAAAGAUUUUACAAAAAAAAA